AUGUUCAUUGCUCGUUCCGAAUAUGAUCGUGGUAUCAACACUUUCUCUCCCGAGGGACGUCUGUUCCAGGUCGAGUACUCUCUGGAGGCCAUCAAGCUUGGUUCCACUGCCAUCGGGGUUGCGACCGGCUACGGAGUAAUCAUCGGCGUGGAGAAACGAGUCACCUCACCGCUUCUGGAAGCGUCCUCAGUCGAGAAGAUUGUGGAAAUCGACAAGCACAUUGGCUGCGCCAUGUCCGGCUUACAAGCGGAUGCGCGGUCGAUGAUCGAGCAUGCGAGAGUCGAGUCGCAGAACCACAGCUUCCACUACAACGAGCCGCUACGUGUCGAGUCCUGCACCCAGGCUAUCUGUGAUUUGGCGUUGAGGUUCGGCGAAGGUGCGGAUGGCGAGGAGAGCAUCAUGUCGCGGCCUUUCGGUGUUGCGCUGUUGAUUGCCGGCUACGACGACGAUGGCCCACAGCUCUACCACGCCGAGCCCUCCGGUACGUUCUACAGGUACGAUGCAAAGGCGAUCGGAUCUGGAAGUGAGGGAGCUCAGGCCGAACUGCAGAACGAGUACCACAAGUCAUUGACACUCGAGGAGGCCGAGACGUUAGUGCUGAAGACCCUGAAGCAGGUGAUGGAAGAGAAGCUGGAUUCCAAGAAUGUGCAGCUGGCUUCGGUGACGAAAGAGAAGGGCUUCAGGAUCUAUCCCGACGAGGAGAUGGCUGCCGUCGUUGCCAGGCUCGGAAAUGCAUGA
This is a messenger RNA of Tricharina praecox, 738 nucleotides long. RefSeq names its product nucleophile aminohydrolase. Bases 1 to 738 code for a protein of 245 amino acids. NCBI's taxonomy places the organism in Eukaryota, Fungi, Ascomycota, Pezizomycetes, Pezizales, Pyronemataceae. Gene Ontology annotation, biological process: proteasome-mediated ubiquitin-dependent protein catabolic process. The record is from RefSeq and is a predicted model, not a curated record. The transcript has 6 exons. Gene Ontology annotation, cellular component: proteasome core complex, alpha-subunit complex; proteasome core complex; nucleus.